Messenger RNA from Alligator mississippiensis (American alligator), 1326 nucleotides. RefSeq names its product pre-rRNA-processing protein TSR1 homolog. Gene Ontology annotation, cellular component: preribosome, small subunit precursor. NCBI's taxonomy places the organism in Eukaryota, Metazoa, Chordata, Crocodylia, Alligatoridae. Gene Ontology annotation, molecular function: U3 snoRNA binding; GTP binding; GTPase activity. The record is from RefSeq and is a predicted model, not a curated record. The transcript has 3 exons. Bases 90 to 731 code for a protein of 213 amino acids. Gene Ontology annotation, biological process: endonucleolytic cleavage of tricistronic rRNA transcript (SSU-rRNA, 5.8S rRNA, LSU-rRNA); ribosome biogenesis; maturation of SSU-rRNA from tricistronic rRNA transcript (SSU-rRNA, 5.8S rRNA, LSU-rRNA).
UCCAACUCCUGUAUAGAGGAGUCCUGUAUCCAGGACUCUGUAUAGCUCCAGCUUUGAAUAACUGCAGCGCUCAAUAUCUCCAGCUUUAUAUGUCUACCUGUCUAUAUAUUUCCACCCCAGCUCUAAAUAUAUGUAACUCUCUAUAUUUCCAGCUCCAUGUAUGUGCAGAUUGUCUAACACCUCUGCCUGGGGCAGGGAUGCACGACCUCCUGGCCACAGGCUCUUUGCUGGCGGUGGACCCAGACAGGCUCAUCAUCAAGAGGCUGGUGCUUAGCGGUCACCCCUUCAAAAUUUUCAGCAGGACGGCAGUCGUGCGGUACAUGUUCUUUAACAGAGAGGAUGUGCUGUGGUUUAAGCCCGUUGAGCUGAGAACAAAAUGGGGCCGCAGGGGACACAUCGAGGAGCCACUAGGGACCCAUGGCCACAUGAAGUGCCACUUUGAUGGACAGCUGAAGUCCCAGGACACGGUGCUGAUGAACCUGUACAAACGCGUCUUUCCCAAGCGGACGUAUGACCCGUAUGUGCCAGAGCCGGUGGCGUGGGUGAGAAACGAGGAGCCUGCCCCCAUGCCAGAGGUGGACACGGAGCAGCUCUUCGGAACCCGCGUCCAGGAUUCCCGAGGAGUCUCCUGGGUGCAGGCGUGUGUUAGCGUAGUGCCUUCCCACGCUGCUGCAGCCUCCGUUGUAUCUAUUUCAGUGGCAAAUAUACGGUGCAGCCUACAGAGGUCCUAGCGCUUGGCUUAUUUUUGGGAGGUGGCUGUUGUGUUCUCAGGUGUGGCAGCUUCUGGACUUUGCAGGCUGUGCUUGCUCUCUCCUUGGGAAGUUUGAAACCCCACAGAUUGCACCAGGACACCUGUGCGUCCUCCUGUUUUCUUGAUACGUUAGGAAGGAGCCCCAGCUGGCUCUAUCCUGCCGGAGCCCAGGCUCUCAUUGUAGGGGAGCUGGCUGGUCUCCAAGCUCUGUGGGCAUGGGCUGUGCACGGGCCUGGCUGCCAGAGCUCUCUGGCUCCGUCCCCUGCUUUGGCCUACUUUGGACGGACAGGGCAGAGCAGGGCUGCGGCAUUACAGGUUGUGCACGCCCUGCAGGGAAGAGCUCCCCCUGCUUCCUCAAAAGCCAGGCCCUUUUGUGCUGAGUGGCCUCUGGUUUACGAGUAGCUGGAGCUUCCCUGGUACAAACAGCAGCAGCGCAGAAAUGCCCGGGCCCUGUGUCCCCUCCCUGGGGUAGGUGGCUCCACAGGCCACUCGUUUCCUGCAGCUUCUUUGCCCCAAGCUCCGAUGAGCCAGGCCAGGGAGCCCAGGUCCACAUUCCCUCCACGCAGCAUGAUGCA